UUUUCCCCCCCCCCGUGACCCCCCCAGGGCUGCCCCCGAGAUGGUGUCGAUGCUGAAGCGCAACUCGUGUGGGAAGGCCCUGGCCAUCGCCCGGGAGGCGCGGGACAUGUUGGGGGGCAACGGGGUGUGUGAUGAGUACCACGUCAUCCGGCACCUCAUGAACCUGGAGGCCGUCAACACCUACGAAGGCACCCACGACAUCCACGCGCUGAUCCUGGGACGGGCCAUCACCGGCAUCCAGGCCUUCGCCCCCAGCAAGUCACCGGCCCCCCGGGGGUAACGGGGGGGAGAUGGCAUCUGGCACCGCGCUGGUGGCACGGGGCUGCGACGCUCUGCGGCAUGACCGGCCUCGUGCCACCAAAGCUCUGGCCGGGACGUCACCCGUGGGGUCACCAGACCCGUGUCACCAACGGAACCUGCUGUCACCACCAACUGGACCUGUGUCACCGAUGGAACCUGCUGUCACCAACCAGACCCAUGUCACCAACAGAACCCAUUGUCACCGACAGAACCUGCUGUCACCACCCAGACCCGUGUCACCAAUGGAACCUGCUGUCACCAUCAACUGGACACAUGUCACUGAUGGAACCUGCUGUCGCCAUCAACCAGACACAUGUCACCAACGGAACCUGCUGUCACCAUCAACCGGACCCGUGUCACCAACCAGACCCAUUUCACCAACGGAACCUGCUGUCACCAACCAGACCCGUGCCACCGACGGGACUUGGUGUCACCGACAGCACAAGGUAUCGUCGAACAGACCCACUGUCACCGACGGGACUCGGUGUCACCAACAGGACAAGGUGUCACCGACAGGACAAGGUAUCAUCGAACAGACCCAGUGUCACCGACGGGACCCGGUGUCACCGACAGGACAAGGUAUCACCGAACAGACCCCCUGUCACCGACGGGACUCGGUGUCACCAACGGGACUCGGUGUCACCAACGGGACAAGGUAUCACCGAACAGACCCAGUGUCACCGACGGGACCCGGUGUCACCGACAGCACAAGGUAUCGUCGAACAGACCCACUGUCACCGACGGAACUCGGUGUCACCGACAGGACAAGGUGUCACCGAACAGACCCACUGUCACCGAGGGGACUCGGUGUCACCAUUGGGACCGGCAGCCCCGGUUGUGCCGGGUUUUGCCGCGGGAGCCUCUUGGCCCUGACCUGCCCCCGGUGCCUUCGCCGCCCUCGCGGCCGCUUCACCUAUAAAAGGUGGAAAAGCCUCCCCCCUGCUUCA
This is a messenger RNA of Calidris pugnax (ruff), 1247 nucleotides long. RefSeq names its product glutaryl-CoA dehydrogenase, mitochondrial-like. Gene Ontology annotation, molecular function: glutaryl-CoA dehydrogenase activity; fatty-acyl-CoA binding; flavin adenine dinucleotide binding. The record is from RefSeq and is a predicted model, not a curated record. Gene Ontology annotation, biological process: fatty-acyl-CoA biosynthetic process; fatty acid beta-oxidation using acyl-CoA dehydrogenase. The transcript is spliced from 2 exons. The coding region runs from base 41 to 280 and encodes 79 amino acids. Lineage: Eukaryota; Metazoa; Chordata; Aves; Charadriiformes; Scolopacidae. Gene Ontology annotation, cellular component: mitochondrial inner membrane.